AUGACCAAGUUUACUCUUUAUGCAGGCUUGUGCCUGAUGAUGUGCCAGCUGGCAACUUCCUCCAAGAUGGCGUGCUAUUUCACCAACUGGUCCCAGUACAGACCUGGGGCUGGGAAAUACAUGCCCCAGAAUGUGGAUCCCUUCCUGUGCACCCAUCUGAUUUAUGCUUUCUCCAUCAUUAACAACAAAAACGAGUUGGUUACAUAUGAAUGGAAUGACGAGACCCUGUACAUGACCUUUAAUGGCCUGAAGAGCAAGAACCUCAGUCUGAAAACCUUACUGGCUGUUGGUGGAUGGAACUUUGGCUCAACCCAGUUCUCCAUCAUGGUGUCCACUCCUUCCAACCGUCAGAAGUUCAUCCAGUCUUCUAUCAAAUUCCUAAGGACUCAUGGAUUUGAUGGUCUGGAUCUGGACUGGGAGUACCCUGGAUCUCGUGGAAGUCCCCCAGUGGACAAACAGCGGUUCAGUCUGCUCUGCAAGGAACUUGUUGAAGCCUACGCAGCUGAAGCCAAGGCCACUGGCAAUCCUCAGCUCAUGCUGACUGCAGCAGUGUCUGCUGGAAAAGGAACCAUUGAUACUGGAUAUGAGAUUUCUGAGAUUGCCAAGCAUCUGGACUUUAUCAAUGUGAUGACCUAUGACUUCCAUGGAGCUUGGGAGACAUUGACUGGACACAACAGCCCACUGUACCGCGGCUCACAUGACAGUGGUGACCUCAUCUACUUCAACACUGACUAUGCCAUGAAAUACUGGAGAGACCAAGGCACCCCAGUGGAGAAGCUGAUGAUGGGAUUUGCUGCUUAUGGUCGUACCUUCCGUCUGACAUCAUCAAACAGUGGCGUUGGAGCCCCAGCUAGUGGUGCUGCAUCAGCCGGACCAUUCACACGUGAAGCUGGAUUCUGGUCCUACUAUGAGGUCUGCACCCUUCUAAAGGGCACCACCAUUCAGUGGAUUGACGAUCAGAAAGUUCCCUAUGCCGUCAAGAACAACGAGUGGGUGGGAUUCGACACCAGGGAGAGCUAUGAGAUUAAGGUCCAGUACAUGAGGGACAUGAAGUAUGGCGGUGCCUUUGUGUGGGCCUUGGAUCUGGAUGACUUUAAAGGAGAGUUCUGUGGACAGGGAAGCCAUCCUCUGCUGUCCCAUCUGCGCAAACUCAUCGAUGUUGGUAAGUCUUCCAAACCUGCUGUUACUACCACAGCACCAGCCACAAGAACAACCUCCAAACCCAGUAGUACUACCAAUGCUCCAUCUACCAAGACCACCAUCCCUAUCCCGGGACAUGACUUCUGCAAAGACAAGCCAAACGGCAUGUACCCCAACCCUGCUGACAACAGAAGCUUUUACGUGUGUGCAGGCGGCCGAACCUAUCUGAGGCAGUGUGGAGUCGGGACUGUCUAUGACGACAGUUGCAAGUGCUGUGUGUGGGCUUAA
Molecule: messenger RNA, 1428 nt
Organism: Perca flavescens (yellow perch)
Lineage: Eukaryota; Metazoa; Chordata; Actinopteri; Perciformes; Percidae
Product: acidic mammalian chitinase-like
Exons: 11
Coding region: 1-1428 (475 amino acids)
Biological process (GO): carbohydrate metabolic process
Cellular component (GO): extracellular region
Molecular function (GO): hydrolase activity, hydrolyzing O-glycosyl compounds; chitin binding
Source: RefSeq, a predicted model, not a curated record